Messenger RNA from Pelodiscus sinensis (Chinese soft-shelled turtle), 1979 nucleotides. NCBI's taxonomy places the organism in Eukaryota, Metazoa, Chordata, Testudines, Trionychidae. The record is from RefSeq and is a predicted model, not a curated record.
AGGAAUUCAGGGGAGGAGCCAUGCUGUGCUGAGAGCACCUUGCCCCAAGCCAAUCUUAGCCUCUACUACAGAGACAGCACAAGUUACCUAAACAAUUGAGCUCAGCAGAGAUGGCAGCUGCUAAGCAGCCUGCUGCGAGUAAGAACCACACAGCCCCAUGGAUGUGCAGAUGCAGUGAGAAAUAAUCCUAACCAACAAGCAGAUCCUGUUUCCCCCCCUAAGCACCAGCUGGGACAUUCAUCAACACCUUGAACUGACAAGACUUUGUCUUCUAUGAACCAACAUGGAAAGCAAUCUGAAAAAUGUUCUGAUCAUUUCUUUUGGAUUUUUACUUCUAUUUAUUGCAUAUGGAGGGCUCCAGAGUCUGCAGAGCAGUCUCCACUCUGAAGAAGGCCUUGGUGUUGCCUCACUAAGUGUUAUCUAUGCAGCUCUCAUCCUCUCUUCCAUGUUUCUCCCUCCAAUCCUCAUUAAGAGACUGGGCUGCAAGUGGACCAUUGCAGGCUCCAUGUGCUGUUACAUCGCAUACUCUUUGGGCAACUUCUAUGCCAGCUGGUACACGCUAAUCCCUACCUCCAUGAUCCUGGGACUUGGGGGAGCCCCUCUCUGGUCUGCUAAAUGCACCUAUCUCACAAUAGCUGGCAAUUCAUAUGGCCAAAAGGCAGGAAAAAUUGGAAGAGAUGUCAUCAAUCAGUAUUUUGGGAUCUUCUUUCUAAUAUUCCAUUCUUCUGGAGCCUUGGGAAAUCUUAUCUCAUCUUUGAUAUUUGGCCAGACUAAUACCAAAGUGGAAGUCUCCAAAGAAGAUCUGAUGUGUUGCGGAGCAUAUGACUGCAUGACAAAUGCUACAGCUAACAUCUCUGUGUCGAGUGGGCCAACCAAGACCUUAAUCUAUACCUUGCUGGGCAUCUACACUGGUAGUGGUGUGCUAGCUGUGCUGCUGAUUGUUAUAUUUCUGGAUCAAAUCAAAGACAGCCAAAAAGAGAGUGAGACAGAAAAGAUGCAGGCACAGUCCUUUUGGUCCACAUUCCUUGCAACUUUUCGGCAUCUUAAAGAUAAGCGACAGUGUUUCCUAAUCCCUCUGACGAUGUACAGUGGGUUUGAACAGGCAUUCCUUGCUGGUGACUAUACAAAGUCUUAUGUGACUUGUGCCCUGGGGAUACAUUAUGUUGGUUAUGUGAUGAUCUCCUUUUCAGUUACAAAUUCACUCUGCUCUCUGCUCUUCGGAAAGAUUUCUCAGUUUACUGGCAGAAAAGCCCUAUUUGCAUUAGCCUCGAUUACAAACCUUGCCUGCAUAAUACCACUACUGCUAUGGAAACCUCACCCAAACCAACUUGCUGUAUUCUUCAUAUUCCCUGCUUUGUGGGGCUUUGCUGAUGCUAUCUGGCAAACACAGACCAAUGCACUCUAUGGUGUUUUAUUUGAGAAGCACAAAGAGGCAGCCUUUGCUAAUUAUCGACUCUGGGAGUCAUUGGGAUUUGUCAUAGCCUUUGGAUAUAGCACCUUCUUACAUGUUUACAUCAAACUGUACAUCGUGCUGGCUGUACUGGUGGUGGCCAUGGUGAUGUAUGGGGUAGUUGAAUACCAGGAAGCAAAGGACUUGCCUAGGACACGUACCACUGUAAAGGUGGAAAUAACAGGAUCUGCAGCCCAGCAAACAAGCCUGUAACCUGAUCGGAUCAAAGAGAUGUACACAAAGAAUGCUGGUCAGUUCAGCACAACUGAUUUCUUUAAGGGAUCUUCAGAGUGUUCAAUCAGAUUUUAGAAGAAUAUGAAGUAACUGCUUUCUGAGUCAGUCCAAUAUAAAGAAAUCGGAAUACAUCUCUAUUCCUACUUCUGUUUUAAAAAAAGAAGAUUGUCUGAUAUUGCCAUGUCUCUCAAACUCUUACUAAUACUGACCAAUUAUAUUUUUAAUUGUAUUGGAUGUUUUUAUGAAGAAAUGUUUAUUAAACAUAACAAAGGACCCUUGUAUCCUAUAGAAUAAU